UGCAAGCAGUUGACCUACCAAGAGGACCUCCCUCAGAUCUCAGUGGUGUUCAUCUUUGUGAACGAGGCCUUGUCGGUCAUCUUGCGGUCCGUCCACAGCGUGGUCAACCACACCCCUGCACACCUUCUCAAGGAGAUCAUCCUGGUGGACGACAACAGUGACAGUGGUAAGACUUCUAGUCUAGAUGCUUCUUUAGUAUAACCAUCUAACUGUUCAUUCCUUGUGGCUGUACUCAAUCAAUCAAUCAAUCAAUAGAAUUUAUAAAGUCAUUUUUACAUCGCAUUUGUCACAGUGCUGCUACUGUCUCCCGACCUAGAUCCUAAAGAGCAAGCAAAACCAGAAGCUUCUACUAGAUUGUUUCCAACAUCUCAUUAGAAGAACCACAAUCCUUGUGUUACUGCAUUUUGUUAUGGCGCAUUGCUCCACAAACAUUACUUCUCCAUUUCAUUUUUGUCUCUUUAAAAGUGGAGGGUGGUGUCACAAACAAAGAAUUGCAUCUGUUUGUGUGUGGGAAAAGUGCCAGAGGUGUCAAUUCCCUUAUAAAACAAAUAAACAGUCUUGAUCUAAUUAGUCAAGUUUCUUAACAAGAAAGAAAUGUCUAACUUAAGUGGGAUUCUCUCUCUCUCUGUCUGCAUGUCUAUCUAUCUGUGUGUGUAUGUGUGUUCACCCUCAGGGUUGUGCUCUUGAACACUGUUAGUGAAUUUAAAAAUAACCAGAAAAAAUCUCCACUGUGAUUUGGGCUGCAUGAGGUUUUGGUUGCUUCCACACACCUGCACGCCCAAUGGCAGGCGGCCCCGCACAGCCCCGACUCCCAGAAGCCUGCCUGUUUCAGAGGACAGGGACAGUGAACUAGAUUUCAACUGACACUUGGCCCUCCAUCACUUGGCAUGGAUCUGGGCGUAGUCCCAGCAUCCCUCAGGCUGGCGCAGAGAGGAGGUGCAUAAAUAACAUCCUGAAAGAGGACCAAGUAAGAGUCAACAUUGGCACAUGCCCACUGUCCCCGUAGAGGCAAUAGGCAACCAUUUAAACCAAACGAGGUAGGCACAAAUGGCAGCCGCUGCGGCAAAAUACCAACCCACCUACUCCCCCCUAUCUGUCUACCCCAUUGUUUAAUGGUUGUGAUUGGUGAUGGUAAUGUGUGCAGAUGUAGAAGCUGUUCUCUCCAGUGACAUUAGACUAUUAACAUGCAGGCUUGGCUACUUGAAGCACAGCUCAGAGGCAAAAUGAGUCACACACAAGGAACAUGCUUUUCUUGUCUCUCUGACACAUCCUUUAGCUGGGACAUGUAUUGGUUGCUGAGAGGUUUCUUUUCAGGGUUACUCCUUAGCCAUAGCUGGGCGGGCGGGGGAGCUAAAUUCAUGUUCUACUUGAUGAGGAUUUUAUCUAGGUGUGUAUACCAUACAGUAGCAGUCCCAAACAUUCAUUCAUUGUUCCAGCUCACAUAUUAUCAGAUGUAAACGGUUUAAUGAGCCUGUUGGAAUCCAAAUCUAAAGAAAAGAAAGGGGGUUACCUAGUCAGUUGCAUAACUGAAUGCAUUCAACCGAAAUGUGUCUUCCGCAUUUAACCCAACCCCUCUGAAUCAGAGAGGUGCGGAGGGCUGCCUUAAUCCACAUCAUCGGUGCCUGGGGAGCAGUUAAUGUUGGUGGUUAACUGCCUUGCUCAAGUGCAGAACAGCAGAUGUUUCCACCUUGCCAGCUCGGGGAUUCAAACCAGCAACCUUUCAGUUACUGGCCCAACAUUCUUAACCGCUACGCUACCUGGCUAACACUAGGCUGUCUACCAAAUACUGCAAGUAAAUGGAUAACUAAAUGGUACAUAUAAUUAAAAUAUAAUCUGUUGAUCUGAAGUGACAGCUCAUAACAUGACAAGAGAGGCUGAAUCCAAAUACAAGUGUAUUGCAGUUGAUCAUCAAGAGUCAUUAAAUAAAAAUAUGACCUCUCUCUCUCUCUGUGGGAAAUUAUGUUAUGUAAUAUAUGACUGCCAAUCAGCCUUAAUCAACAUGGCUACACACAGGCCGCCAAUCUCUGUUGACCACACAAGGAGCAUUAGGCAGUAGACACAGUCUAGACGUCAUACAUCAAACUAAACCACUUGAUAUAUGCAGAUGAAAAAUGUGUAAGCCCUUAGACUGAUCAAAUCAAACCAAUGCAUUUUCUCACUACCUUACCUCAUCUAUCAGAGACAGCAGUAGGCCUCCCGCAAUCUUACAAUUUCCACCGUGAAAUCCUAUGGCUACAUGUACGGUGCAAUAUCUGUUCAUUUCAUAUUUCAAAUUAAUAUUCAUAUUAAUUUCAAAUUCAUAUUUUUAUUUUCUGUUUUGCACUGUCAAUCCCUUAAAACCUACUAUUCCUUGGUCCAAAAUUAUCCAGUGCUGCCGAUGCAUUCCAACUUUCUAUUUGUUUGCUGAGCACCAGAGGGGAUCCUUUAACAUUUCUCCCCCCCCAGGAGAACAGCCAUGCAAUUAUUGCACUCUGUUGGGUUUCAUCAUUUUUUAGCUGCAUCUGUGUGGCCACGGUUUGCACAUAGGUCACAAACCAUUCUAGUAAACAUAAACAUAAAUGCCUCCACACACUCACAUAAGCCAACAGGCAGGCACAGAGACACAGAGACAUGCACCAUACUCUCACAGUUAGUGCUAUGCUAUCUGGAAUCCUUGGGAUGUCCCUACCCUAAACCCUAACCCUAACCUUAACCCCUACCAUUACCCUAACCAUAACCCUUACCUAACCCUAACCCUAACACUAUUCUUAACCUUUACCUUAACCCUUUUAAAUGUCAACUUCAAUGGGGUGACAUCAGAGUUGGGACAUCCCAAGGAUCCCAAAUAGACAACAUGACCUGACCCGUAAAAACUCCCAGAGAGAGCCUGGAGUUAAACUAGGGUGUAGACGUCAGGUCAAUGCGGCCUAUCACUAUGGCCCAGAGUUUUUCCUGGUCAGAUCCCAUUGGUUGUCUGAAGUGUCGUAUUGUAGUUAAAGGUUGCUUAAUGUUUAAUGCCUCAAAACUUCUAGGCAUACCAGCUUUACUCAGUCUGACAAGAAUAACUGAAAACACUUUCAAUGACAGCACCUCCUCUAUCCGACUGAGACAUACAGAUUAGCCCUGGUGUUCUUUCAGAGGUUGAUUUAUGUGCUGAGCAGGCGUCAGCUCCAGGCGUCAGCUCCAGGCGUCAGCUCCAGGCGUCAGCUCCAGGCGUCAGCUCCAGGCGUCAGCUCCAGGCGUCAGCUCCGUUAUGAAGCUGUGCACGUCAAUUGCCCUUAUUAUUCUUUCUCUCCUUCCCAUAGAAAGUUGAGCACUCAGCAACCUGAGGGGAGAACCUCAAACACUCGACAAUCCUCCACAAACAUUACAUGGGCUCAGUCAGUCAGUCAGUCUGCCAUUUGUGGAACUGCUUGUUUACCUCACAGACUUUAUUUCCAGGGAUGACAGUGACACAGAAAGAAAGCUAGGCUCAUCCCUCGCAGUAGGGGAAGAGGGAGAGAACAUUUUUACAGUACAGAAAGAAUAAGGUAAUCUGUGUUGUGCUGGGUCGAUCUACUUUUACUUAUUCUAUGUAACUCAUGAUGCUGAGCUCUGUUGUGUGUUGUUCUUCGGGCAAUUCAUAACCCCAUUCUUUUCAGAAUAACAAAUGUUUUGUUGUAUACCAGAUUCGAACAACACUUUCUGCAAGCUAUUUAUUCAUUUGCAGUGAAUCAAAUCAAAUCAAAUCAAAUGUUAUUGGCCACAUGCGCUGAAUACAACAGGUGUAGACAUUACAGUGAAAUGCUUACUUACAGCCCUUAACCAACAAUGCAUUUAGUUUUUACAAAAAAGUGCAGAAGUAAAAUAAAAUAACAGUAGGAAGGCUAUAUAUACAGGGGGGUACCGGUGCAGAGUCAAUGUGCGGGGGCACCGGCUAGUUGUCAGUGUUUCUGUUAUCCAAAAUAACUGAUUCUCUUUCUCUUGUCUUUCCAGUGGAGCUGAAGUUCAAUCUGGACCAGUAUGUGAACAAGCGUUACCCAGGCCUGGUGAAGAUUGUCCGCAACAGUAAGAGGGAGGGCCUGAUCCGAGCCAGGAUACACGGCUGGAAUGCUGCAACCGCCCCAGUCGUAGGCUUCUUUGAUGCCCAUGUAGAGUUCAACACUGCCUGGUAA
This is a messenger RNA of Coregonus sp. 'balchen', 4133 nucleotides long. Lineage: Eukaryota; Metazoa; Chordata; Actinopteri; Salmoniformes; Salmonidae. The record is from the annotation of a GenBank genome assembly.